Messenger RNA from Echinococcus granulosus, 1926 nucleotides. RefSeq names its product HEAT repeat-containing protein 6. Lineage: Eukaryota; Metazoa; Platyhelminthes; Cestoda; Cyclophyllidea; Taeniidae. The record is from RefSeq and is a predicted model, not a curated record. Bases 1 to 1926 code for a protein of 641 amino acids. The transcript is spliced from 9 exons.
AUGGGAGACAUGGAUGAACUGACGCAGGCGGAAACCUGGCCGGCUCUGUGUUCUUUCUUCACUGGGUCUACUCCACAUCUCCGUUUUUUGGAAAUCCUGCUGAAUACUGGCCGCUUUCCCUCCUUGGCUAGGUCAUCCCAUUCACAACCGCUUUCAGAUGAUGAACUCCAGAAAUCGAAAGCAAUUUUUAACAGUCUUAUUUAUCGCCUAUCUCACCUGCAUUCCCUUGGUGGAGUCCCUUCGAUUCGUUUCUGUCGUGACGUGGAACACUUGGUUAGAGGCAACGUAACUCUUUUUGAACCGACUGCUUUCGGAACGCUUCUCGAUUCAAUCCUCACAGUAGAGGUAGCACAAUCCAGCACAGAACUUCGGCAAAACCUUUCUGCAGGUCUAGCUAGUCUUCUCUACCUAUACCCCGUAAAUUACAAAACUUUUAAUGGAACAACAGCAACUACAGUAGAGCCUUCCAAGACGGUUGCUAGCUAUUCUAAUCCCGAUUUUUUGGAUUUCCAACGCGGUGAACGCUGUCUCGAUCUUUUGACAUCUCUGCUGGAAGUGACUCAGGAAGAUACUAAAACCGGGCUCUCAUGCUUCCACGCGCUGGUACAACUCCUCUGUCAUCGUAAACUCUUUCAUCCGACACAACUAACACCCUCAAAGCUGGAUCGACUCGUUCGAGUUGUGCAAUUCAUAUGGCCUGUAGCUUUUUGUAUUUCAAAUCGACAACCCCGACGGGAAGAAGGGAGCACCCCUAUUUCUUCUUCAAGCAGUGUUUGUCCCUCCUCCAGUGGUGGUGAUAUCAGUGAUGCAGGUGGGAUGGAGAUUUGUGCUGUACGAGAGCUAAAAAAGUCGCGUCUUCUUGCGACCUUCUGUCUUCGACGUCUGUUGACAUCAAAGCGCAUUUGCAGUGAGGCCUGGACAUCGACUGGAAUACGAUCGUUUCAGUCGGAUCUUUUGGAAGCGUUGUGCCGGGAACGUGAUGCCAGGUUGAGAGAGCUUUUCAUCGUAAUACUGGGUGUCGUACUGGACAAAUUGACCCUGCGUUUUGCUGUUGCGGAAGAGCCGUCAAACUGGCAACCUGCCACCUUUAUUCCCUACUCCCUUCGCGUAGCCAAUGAACUACGCACCCUUCACAGGAGUCUCAUUUGGGCACUACGCACAGAACAAUCUUUUCGUCAUCAGCUGGCUUUAUUAAAAGUCUUAGCUGUUCUUAUAACUGUCACACCAUAUAAUCGUCUUCAUCCUGGCCUACUAUUAAAUGUUGUUACAAAUCUGAAUUCCUUCCACAAUCGGACUCGCUGUAUCGCUCCCAUUCUUCCUGUUUGGAAUGCUAUCUUAGCCAAAACCCCAACAUCGGAGGUGCAACGACUACUGACAUCACCAACACCAACCUUGAGACUGCUGUCACUUUGCGAUACUUCCUCCAUGUCGCCCAAUCCCUGUUGGCUUGUUUUACUGUGCCUACAAUUGGUGGACAGUGGUGGCCGUCUAAUGGAGAAUGAAAAGGGAACCCAACCCACAGUCCUUCGUUCUCAAGCUAUUUCCACAUUGACGGCCUUCAUUCCUUUGCAUUACAACUGUCUUGUACCGAGUAUGGAAGAAAUCAAGAGGAUGAUUGAGAUUGGGUUUCGGUCGGACAGAGAAGAGAAUCGUUCACUCCGAAUACCUCUGCUUCGAUUCUGCGAUGCUUUGUUGACGCACAUCUUUGAAUGCUUGGAGGAGGAGAAGGCUCUUCCGUGUCCUCCACUCGAUUACGAUUGGUGGCUGGGUACUAGCGGCAUUCUCAUUAACAAUGCUAGCUCGCCCAAGUAUUCCCUCGGUAGCGUUCCACCUUUCCGGCGCUGUACCUUGGAACAAGAACCUCUAUUCAACAACCUAUUUAUUGAUGUUACUUACAUGUCUAUAGUAGAACAACCCUAUCGGUAG